Polyodon spathula (Mississippi paddlefish) is the source of this 5242-nucleotide messenger RNA. RefSeq names its product retinol dehydrogenase 8a (gene rdh8a). The record is from RefSeq and is a predicted model, not a curated record. Gene Ontology annotation, biological process: estrogen biosynthetic process. Gene Ontology annotation, molecular function: estradiol 17-beta-dehydrogenase [NAD(P)+] activity. The transcript has 6 exons. NCBI's taxonomy places the organism in Eukaryota, Metazoa, Chordata, Actinopteri, Acipenseriformes, Polyodontidae. The coding region runs from base 45 to 998 and encodes 317 amino acids. Gene Ontology annotation, cellular component: cytoplasm.
CAAAAUCCCCUCCAGUCCUCCUUCUGCCACACAGACGCUAAGUCAUGGCGAGUGAUGAGCAGAAAGCAGUCCUGAUCACAGGCUGCUCCUCCGGGAUUGGUCUUCGACUCGCAGUACUUCUGGCCCAGGACGCUAAGAAACGCUACCAUGUUACCGCUACCAUGAGAGACCUACGGAAGAAAGACAAGCUGGAGCAGGCGGCCGGCGAGGUGCUCAACAAGACCCUGAGCAUCCAGAGGCUGGACGUGUGCAGCGACGAGUCGGUGGCAGAGUGCCUGAGCAACAUGAAGGACGGGAGAGUGGACGUGCUGGUAAACAACGCUGGGGUGGGCCAGAUCGGGCCCAUCGAGAGCUUGAGCAUGCAAGACAUGCAGAAGGUGUUCGAGACAAACUUUUUCGGGGCGGUGCGGAUGAUAAAAGCCGUGGUGCCGGAGAUGAAGAAAAGGAAGAGCGGGCGCAUCAUCACGAUGAGCAGCGUGAUGGGGCUGCAAGGUGUUGUCUUCAAUGACGUCUACGCGGCCUCCAAGUUCGCAGUGGAAGGGUUCUGUGAAAGCCUUGCUGUCCAGCUGCUGAAGUUCAAUGUGAACGUGUCUCUGAUCGAGCCGGGCCCUGUGAACACAGAGUUUGAGAUGAAGCUGAUGGAGGAGGUUGGGAAGUCCCAGUUUCCGGGUGCCGACGCAGAAACUGUCCGCUACUUCAAGGAGGUCUACCUGCCUGCUUCCCAUGAGAUAUUCACCACCAUGGGUCAGAGCCCUGACGCCGUCGCCAAAGCAACGAUGAAGGUGAUUGGGAUGAGGCAGCCGAGGCUGCGCUACCAGACCAACGCGCUGUACACGCCUCUGGUGGCUCUGAAGUACGCGGACGAGUCAGGGAGCCUGUCAGUGCGCACCUUCUACAACCUGCUCUUCAACCUCGGACCCCUGUUCCACCUCAGCAUGAACCUGCUCAAGUGCGUCACCUGCAACUGUUUCAGGAGGAGGACGGUGUCUUCCAGCUGAGAGUGGAGCCCCUUAGUCAAGGAGAGGCUGCGGUGGCGGCCCCAGCCUCCAGAGGGCGCUGCCCAGACGACUGGAGAACAAAGGCCAGUCCUUAUCAACCCAUAAGCCCGCCUCAAGUUUCGCUGCAUCCAAUUAGUGUGGCGGGCAAACGCUAUAGAAUUAACGAAUUUAAUAAAGUCGAAUGAAACCUGCUAAAUAAGGUUAACAUAUUGAAUUGCAUACCGCUUUGUAGUUUUCCCAUACACUUAACAGAAAAACUGACAGUCGAAAAAUGGGACCUUUUUAAAUCUAUCACGAAACACUACUGUUAUGGCUGCCGGACGGUAGACUUUUGUGAUGUCGUUUUGUAGUUUAUUUGAUUACAUGAUGUUAAAUAAAAGAUCGAUUCAAAGCAAUGUAACAAAGGCCCACGCUCAUAAGAAAAACAAAUCAAAAAAGUCAUUUUCAUUAUUUAUUCUUCAUUAUUUAUUCUUCAUUAAAAGUUCUAAUCCAUAAGGAAAAUCACAAACAUGUUUCAGCCAAAAAAGCCUUCAUCGGUGUGUUUAUACAACUUCAAUACCUUGAUUUAAAUACACUGAGUUUAACAGGUAAUUACAUUGAAGUAAAGUGUUAGUUCCUGGGCACAAAACACAAAUCACCAAUUGAUUUGCCACACCUCGUGUGUGUGAGCAGUUGAGACAGCAUUACAAACACAAAUCAAAUGCUGGACAAGCCAUUUCAGUACGGACAAAAGUUUUGCAACCCCUAGAAUGUUAGGACUGAGAUACCAUUUAAAAAAAAAAGCCAGAUUAACAUAAUUUAGAUCUUUUAUUUGCAAUCAAAGAAGCUGCAAAGGGGUGUGUAAUUCAAUAUGGUAAAUAAUUAUUCGGCAGGUUUCAUUCGACUUUGAGAAGCAAACUUAGUUCAUUCUAUAGGGUGAUGCAAAACUUCUGGCCAGAGCUGCAAGGACGAUUCGCUAAUCCAGACACGGUCAUGUUUCAGGAUGUUGAAUCGGUGUAAAUCUGCAGCACCUGAAAACAAAGCUACACUAUGAAAGCUGCUAAACAAGUUAUUGGAGACAAAGGGACUGCCUAACUAUUACCCCCCCAGCAAGAUCCGUGGGGGGGGGUUUAGGUACCUGUAAUUAUCCAAGUCGCGGGAAACGCACCGCCAAAAUGAGUCUCCCUCCCUCGCAAUUAACUUCCCGUUACAGUAAGUGGAAAAGUAUUCUAGAUAACAUCUCACGGAGUCCCACGGCGUGUUUUUAUGUCUACUCGCAUGUUCAAUGAUUUGUAGGAAUCCGCCUGAAGCUAAAAAUGACAUUCGUUACGCGGACCUUAGAAAGACAAAUAAACCGGCAUGCUUUGACACUUUUUUUUUCCAUGCACUUUUCCUUAUUUGUACUUUGGUUGCAAAGCGUGUCUGUGAACGAAUUCAUAUAUAAUAUAAAAUGACAUGUAUAUUUUUUUUCGGUUGGAACUCACUGUGUGUACAUUAGUAUGGAAUUGUUAUUACUGGAAACACACUGACCGCUUUGUAAAUACCCUAAGAGGUACUUUCUAUUUGACUGUGUUACAUAUUCCCUUGUGUUGCUACAACUGUUUACGUGAGGUAUAUGUAUUCCCUGGUCACCAGAGGGCAGUACAGAGCCUCCGUUGUAUUUUCCACCCUGCUCAGUUUGGCCCAGCUCUUAUUAGGACCUGCAGAUUCUUCCACCCUUCUGUACAUUCAAGUGCUGAAGACUAUUACAAGCGCAGUGUCUUCAUAGUGAAAGGCAUGGUGUCCUUUUAUCUUUCAGUGACACAGCCUCUUAUAACAUAAUGCAAUCCGCAGCGUUUUAUAUGACAGGAGAAUCUAGUCUGUUAGAUUUUCUCUCCAGGGGGCAUUUCAGAUCUGUACCAAGUUUGCAUGCUCUUCACAAGUAUGUCCUGGGUCAGCAUAUACUUAGAAACUAAAAUCACAAACCUGCUCAAAAUAAUUAAUCUACAAAGCUGCAAUGGGCUGAUGAGUAUGAGUAUUUAAGCACAUUCCACCAUCAAGUAUUUUGCUUUCUAAAAACAGAACUCGGUCUAAUUGAUAGCACAGCACACGGGGUGAAAUGUAACAAAGGUUUAUCGUAUAUAUUUGAAAAGCAGCCCGAUAUCCACGGUCACACUUGACAUAACCGGCGAUUUUGCAACAGAGAUUUUAAAAGUAAGGUCAGUUUGGGGUCAGAUGUCAGAUCAGAGAGAGCAUUCAGUGCACCGUGAGAAGAUAUAUUUUUAGCAGCCAGUAACGUCAGCACUAUACAUCAAUUCUUUUUUUUUCUAAAAAUAAUGCCAAACUAUUUUUUUUUGGGGGGGGGGGCAGUUACUUUAACAGCUCCUACUUUUACAUGCAUACAUCCAUGAGUUUCAGAAGAGUUUACAGUCGGUCAAUCGUUUGCACUUCUUUUAAAAACUACAGGUCCUUAUUCAACAGCACCAUUUCUAUAAAGGGAAUACAAUCAUUUGUGUUCAAAUCUAGCGAGAAAUUAAUCACGCAUAACAAUUUACAAGUCACUGACUGCAACGAAUCUGUCUCUUGCUAGUCUGAGAGCAUUAACAAUGUUGUGCCUAGUGAUUAGACAUGAGUUAGAGCAAUGUUGGAGCCACAAUGGUGCUUUAAACUUUAAGACAAUCACCAGGUUAUGAUGAUUGGAACAUGAUGUGCAAGGCAGGGAUUGAAAUGAAACUCAUUGCAUAGCAAUUCCAUUCCUGGUUUCACUAUGAGUUUAAUAAGACCCGCCUGUUACCUAGCACAUAUUAAAACCUGGAACUGGGUGAAACUGCUAUGCAAUAGGAGUCUUAUUCCCAUUCUUGCAAAGACAAAUUAAUACUAAUGCGCCCGUUCAGAUGGUAUUUCAGACUUGUCCCAAGGUGCUCCUUCGGUUUUGCACAGUAGUUUUCAUCCUGUUCUUUCGAAAUGCCAGAUCAAAACACUUGUCAUGUUCUCUAAACUUCCUCCCAGGAUAUAAUCUAUUCCUCUGUCCUGGUAGCCUUCAAACGUCUUCGAUAAUCAGCUCAUGUCAAAACAACAGAUUUUCAGUGCGAGGAGCCGUUGGAAAGACUGCUAGAAAAGUAAGCAAAGAAAUCAGUGGUUUCCGCAUACUGUCACACGCUGGGGUUUUGAGUAUUCUCUGUGAUGCCUCCAUCCUACAUUGCUAGCUGGUGCAAAACAUUUGGCCAUAGCUGUAUAAUUCUAUUAUGUGAAUGGGAAAGUUUUAUGUUGAUGAAGUAUCAUGCACAGUAGUUAUAUAAUCUGAUAGGAAGCAGCCCCUAUGUUCUUGUAGUUGCUGUUUUAAGAGUUUACCACAGUCAGUUUUUUACGGUACUUUGCAGUUUCCCUAUACUUAUGCAAUGCAUAUACCAUAGUUUACCCUGUCUUGCCAUUUUUUUAACAUGCUUUACCAUACCCCUACUGUGCUUUACAAUGCUUACCUAAGCUUUACUAUACAACACCUCGCUUCUUCUUUUACUGAAAUACACCACACAGCUUAAAUCUCAGAAUCCCCACUGGAGAGAGCCUAAUUCAAUCAGGGACAGCAAGCUGAGCUAAUUACCAUACUAGACGCAAUUAGCAAAUCAAAGUAAAGCACAAUUGUCGAGAGUAAUUUCAUCACUGCAUUAAGGCUCAUUAACUUUACAGGGGAAAGAAAACAAACACUGUUGUAAUUAUUGCAAUUUAUAAUGCCUUGCAUUCAGGAUCCCUUUGAACUUGUAGAUUCAAGUUCUAAAGCAUGUUAGCAAGGAUUGUUUACUACAGGUAAGACUGGUGUUAUUGAGGAAACACCUUUCAGUCAGUGGCACUGGAACAGUUUGUAAAGCGGGGGUGCUGAAAGCCAUUGAACAAAGCCCCAUCGCUGUUGUACAAAGAAAAAAGAAAAUCUACAAACUUCAGCGCAUGAGAGAGGAAAUAAACUGCUGUCCGCGUAACUAUGAAACUAGAGGUGAAUCUCAGGGAGUCAGACGAACCCCCUUUUUCUUGUGAGGCAUAAAGAAUGCGCAGAAACCGUACUCCGCAGGAACUCUGCUACCUCUUCUCCUAUCGGGCUGUUGUAUAAGCUUGAUAAGAAGCUGUCUUCAAGACCCAAGUGUCUCCAGAGAUGAUGCACAGAGAAGCAGCUAUCAGCCACAGCAUUCAGGAACACUUAGCGUUUGCUUACUCUUUAUAAAACAAACUUAAUCAACCAGAAUGACAAGAGUCCAGAAUACUGUACAGCUGUAGCCAAACGUUCUGCAUCACUC